UAAAUUAAAAAAUGGAUUAUUUAAGUGAUUCUUCCAUCAGUUCUGCAGAUACAAAUGAUGGAAUAAUUCUAAGAGAAGAAAGCAGAUAUCAAAGAAAAGGUAUAAAUGAUUUAUAAAAUUAAGGUUAUGGUUUAAUAUUUGCUUUAUCGUUGACAGUGAUAGGGUUUUGCGUAUACCCAUAAUAAAUAUCAUAUUGGUUUUUAUCCUCCCUUCAAAACUUUAAACGUAAUAGUUAUAUAAAAUUAUAUGUAGCUCAUUAUAUAUAAAUGAUUAUGUUAUUAUCCACACAUAUUAUUGGUUUCUCUUUGGGGAACUUUGUGAUGUAUAUUAUUUAUAAAGCCAAAUCACCAUUUUUUGAAAGGUAUAGAACAAGAUAGGUAUUAAUAUAAAAAUAUAAAGAAUCCAUGGCCAUGGGAUGAAAACCCAGUAGCUUGGAAAAAAAAAAGAGUAGAGGUUUGGAAAAGUACAUCUUUAAAUAUGAUUUUGGGAGUUCUAAUGUGUAUCUUAGACUGUUAUUUAAGUCCUUUAUUAAGGACUGAUUUAGAUUCAUUUCCAACUAUAUUUGAAAUGAUUUGGUAAAUUGUAUUUUCAAUGUUAAUUGAAGAUACAUGUUUUUAUUGGUCACAUAGAACUUUACAUUCUCCAAAGCUUUAUUCCAAAAUUCAUAAAAAACAUCAUGAAUUUUAUACUAGUGUCUCAUAUGCUGCUAUAUAUGCCCAUCCUAUUGAAUAUAUAUUUGGCGAUGUUAUUCCAGUUUUUAUAGGAUCUAAAAUAUUAGGUUCUAGGAUGCAUAUUGCUACUUUAUAACUAUGGUUAUUGUUGAGAAUCGGAGAAACUAUAGAUGGUCAUAGUGGUUAUGAAUUUUCUUGGAGUCCAUUUAGAUUAUUACCAUUCUCUAGUAGUGCUGAAUCACAUAAUUAUCAUCAUUCUCAUAAUGAUGGUAAUUAUGGUAGUUUCUUCACAUAUUGGGAUACAAUUAUGGGAAGUGACAAAUCAUAUAAUUCUUUUAUUAAUAAAAAGUAUGGAAAAGUCAAUAAAUAAAAAUAAACAAAGCAAGAGUGAAU
This is a messenger RNA of Paramecium sonneborni, 1064 nucleotides long. The record is from the annotation of a GenBank genome assembly. NCBI's taxonomy places the organism in Eukaryota, Ciliophora, Oligohymenophorea, Peniculida, Parameciidae.